AUGCCUUUCCUCGGAAUCUUGGAGGACACGAAGCUACCUCACAUUCCUGGUACUGUCAUCCUGGAGGAGACUGCGGCACAGUCACAGGAGAUCACCGGCGGGCUCAAACACGGCACAGGAAGCAAUGUUAAUGUCGUUUUGGUGCCUCAGCCAUCAAACGAUCCCAAUGAUCCUCUCAACUGGCCGCAGUCAAAGAAACUCACUGCUCUCGGCAUCACAUGCAUUGGAGCCGUUCUCUACGCCGCUGUCGUGAGCGCGAUGCUGAAUGCAGCAUUCUUCACCAUGUCAAUCGAGAUAAACACCACAAUUCCCAAGCUCGUCCAGGCUUCAGGAUAUCAAACGCUAGUCAUCGGUAUCACAGGACCAUUGUUUUCUGCCUUGUCUCGAAAAUGGGGAAAUCGGCCAAUAUUCGUCUUAGCCUCAGUGAUGUGCCUUGUCGCCAAUAUCGUUGGGUCGUGUGUCAAUAGCUAUGAAGGGGUCCUGGCAUCGAGGAUUCUUCAGGGCUUUGCUAUCGCCCCGUAUGAAUCUUUGAUCUUCACUUUGAUCAGCGACAUGUUUUUCGUUCAUGAAAGAGGGCUCUAUGCCUCAAUCAUAAACUUCAUCCUGGCCGGCAUAUCCAACUUGACCGGUGUUGUGGCGGGGCCUAUUGCAAAUAAUUUGGGCUGGCGCUGGUUAUACUACUUACUUGUCCUCUUCGGUGGCAUCCAUACUAUCUUUCAAUUCCUUCUUGUACCGGAGACCGCCUACGUGCGCGAUCGGCGAUACGAGAUCGAUGAAGCGAAAGACGACAAUCUUCAAGACCUUGCCGCCAUCGAAUAUGAGGACAAACUUAAGGAAGAAAAGGCCAACAUGACCGCAACUCACAACGAGCACGACAAUGAGGGUGCCAAGAUCUCACAGACACCCUCUCGCGAGAUCCCCGUCCAUAAAAAGAAGACCUUCCGCCAAGAACUUGCACUCUUCUCGGGCACGUAUUCGAACGAGAAUUUCUUCCAGCUUCUCGUAGCACCGUUCGCAGUCAUUGUGAACGCAGCUGUCGCCUGGGUUUUAGUCGUCAACUCCAUGCAUGUCGUGCUUUACGUGGUCAUUGCGUUUGUUCUGGCUCAACUAUUCGCCCCGCCACCAUAUCUGCUCAGCCCAGCCACCAUCGGAUACCUUUCACUCGGCCCCUUUGUCGGCGGAGCCAUUGGCUCCAUUGUCCUCGGACUCCUCUCUGAUCCUAUGAUCAAGUGGUGUGCCCGUCGCAACAAAGGCAUCUACGAGCCAGAAUAUCGUCUCAUUCCCUGCACCGUUGGUAUUGUUUCUGGGGUCGGUCUCAUACUCUUUGGAUACCUUGUCUCUAUCGGAGCUAGCUACUAUGCAUGCGCCGCCGUGCAUGGACUGAUGCUCUUUGGCGUCAUGUUCAUUGUCAUUCCAACCUCUAACUACGCCCUUGACGCGUACCGGGGCAUGGCGAAUGAGAUCUUCAUCGCGAGCAUGUCUAUGAAGAAUUUCAUUCUGUACGGGUUUGCAUACUUUGUCAACAAUUGGACCGCGAGUGCGGGCCCGAGACAUUGUUUCUAUGUGUGGGGCGGUCUCGCCUUCGCUCUGUUUGCCACCCUACCGGUUAUGUUCGUCUUUGGGAAGAAGUACAGAAGUUACUGGGCACGAAACAAUCUCCUUGAGAAAUGGAAGAUCAGGACUCAUGCAGAUUGA
This is a messenger RNA of Exophiala aquamarina CBS 119918, 1695 nucleotides long. RefSeq lists its product as uncharacterized. Gene Ontology annotation, biological process: transmembrane transport. Gene Ontology annotation, molecular function: transmembrane transporter activity. The record is from RefSeq and is a predicted model, not a curated record. The transcript is spliced from 2 exons. NCBI's taxonomy places the organism in Eukaryota, Fungi, Ascomycota, Eurotiomycetes, Chaetothyriales, Herpotrichiellaceae. The coding region runs from base 1 to 1695 and encodes 564 amino acids.